GACAGCCUCUUUCAUCUGGGACGUGUCAAUCUAAAUUACUUAAUCACCCCUAUCCCUUUGCACAUGCCUUCAGAAUUCGAGGGGGUAUAUUAAUAAAUUCAAACCCAAAAGCCUGAGAAACCGGCGGGAAAAUCGGACGAUCAGUAACUCCAUUUUUUUUUCUGGUUUCUCAGAUGAAACAAAACAAAUUCAUUCACUUCAAAAAUACCCAAAAAUCUGUGGCAAAACACAAACUCUCAUUCCAAAAACACUUUUUUCGUUCUCUGUUAAACUAAUUUCUAUAAUUAGUCUCGCGCUUUCUUUCUCAUUUUCUCGCCAUCCAAACGAGAUUUGAGUAAAGUAAAGCUUUACCGUACAAUUCUGGCGCUCCGAGAUAGCAUUCGGUGGCUUCCACGAGUCCUCGAAUUGUUUAAUCGAAGAGUCCAACAAUGGUGAUCGAAACGUCCAUUGGUCGAGGCGGGGAUGAGUCGGCGCCGGCUUCGGCAUCGGCAUCGCCAAGGGGUCGGCUGAAAUUUAUGUUAAGCCAUGGGGGGAAAAUAUUGCCUCGGCCAGGGGACGGUCAACUCAAGUACGUCGGAGGCGAGACUCGCGUGCUGGCGGUCCCUCGCGACAUAACUUUCUCAGAAUUGAUGAAGAAGCUUGGCACUUUAGUUGAUGGGGAAAUGGUUCUCAAAUACCAGGUGAUACCAGAUGAUCUUGAGGCCUUGGUGUCUGUAAGAUCUGAUGAGGAUCUUAAGCAUAUGUUUGAUGAACAUGACCGUAAUGAGAUUGAAGGGACCUCGAAGCUACGUGCCUUCGUGUUCCCUUCCAGUCCGGUUAUACUUGAGAAUCAGAUUAUCACUGUGGAACCUCAUCUCAUUGAGCAACGAUAUAUCGACGCUAUCAAUGGCGUAAUUCGUCCCACCAUUAAUGGAAGGCUUACACCAAGCUACUCGAAACGUUCCUACUUCUGUGCCUCUGAUAAUACUUCCCCCAAAUCCCUCUCUCCUGAUGCCAAAACCAAUGAUUCAAAUUCUCCCUUUGAACAUGUUUUGGUGAAUGGAUGCCAUGAUAGUCGGAUUGGUGUGCAUAAAGUCCAGAGUUCUCCUAGUUUUUAUAGUUUCAACAACACAGUCCCUCUCCAAAGCAGCAACCUUUCCAACCACCAAGCUUACCAGCAGCACUACCAUUACCACCAAGGCUACCAGCAACCACAGCAGCAUUAUGCUGGUUGCCAAACUCCUAAUGCUAGACCACCGCAAGAACUUCGCAUGGACAGGUUAUCCCCUUUCUCAAUAGGGCAGCAUGAUUUUUCGAGGGUGGCCAUGGGGCAGCAACCUUCCCCAAGCCAAAUUUAUCCACCAGGUAGACCUAAUGUGGGAAAUGAAGAUAGCAGCAGGUAUAGUUGCCAUGAUGAGUACUUGAUGAUUUGUGGAAACGGAAGGCCUGGGUCAGAUGGUGUUCCAAUGACACCCCAUCACAUGUGGGAUUAAGCUAUAUAAUACUGACAGCCAGCUUAGGUGAGGAGCUGAGUAGCUGACACAGGGUAUAUAGAUCUUUACUCUUUUCUUUCUUUUUCUCUGUUUUUGAAUGAGAAUUCCUUAGUGCAAUGAUGCAAAGGAAUAUGAUAUAUAGGGGAAUCUUUCCCCAUCUAUACCAUACAUGAUUGGUUUGGUUAUUUUUUGGUUGAUGUCCUCCCUGUAUAUUGCCGAGGAUAACAUUGAGCU
Molecule: messenger RNA, 1706 nt
Organism: Rubroshorea leprosula
Lineage: Eukaryota; Viridiplantae; Streptophyta; Magnoliopsida; Malvales; Dipterocarpaceae
Source: the annotation of a GenBank genome assembly